UUUGCGCCGGGGAGGGUGACGGGAAAUGAGGCCGCCUCCCAUUGAGUAUAAAACCUCCCAGUCCGGCCCCAGUCUUCCUCUUUCUGUUACCUGGCUUAGGGGCAGCAGCUUUGGCCGUGAAAACCCAGAAACACCGAAACUAAAACAAUGGGAAAGGAAAAGACCCACAUUAACAUCGUGGUCAUUGGCCAUGUCGACUCCGGCAAGUCCACCUCCACCGGUCACUUGAUCUACAAGUGCGGAGGAAUCGACAAGAGAACCAUCGAGAAGUUUGAGAAGGAAGCCGCUGAGAUGAGCUGGUUCAAGGGCUGGAAGAUCGAGCGCAAGGACGGCAAUGCCUCUGGAACCACCCUGCUGGAGGCUCUGGAUGCCAUCCUGCCACCUUCCCGCCCCACUGACAAGCCCCUCCGUCUGCCCCUGCAGGACGUCUACAAGAUUGGCGGUAUUGGAACUGUACCCGUCGGCCGUGUUGAAACUGGUAUCAUCAAGCCCGGCACCGUCGUCACCUUCGCCCCUGUCAACCUGACCACUGAGGUGAAGUCCGUGGAGAUGCACCACGAGUCUCUGCCCGAGGCCGUGCCCGGUGACAACGUUGGCUUCAACGUCAAGAACGUCUCCGUCAAGGAAAUCCGUCGUGGAUACGUUGCUGGCGACAGCAAGAACGACCCACCCAAGGGUGCUGAGAGCUUCAACGCUCAGGUCAUCAUCCUGAACCACCCCGGUCAGAUCGCUGCAGGCUAUGCCCCUGUGCUGGAUUGCCACACUGCCCACAUUGCUUGCAAGUUCAGCGAGCUGGUUGAGAAGAUCGACCGUCGUUCUGGCAAGAAGCUUGAGGACAGCCCCAAGUUCGUCAAGUCCGGAGAUGCCGCCAUUGUCAAACUGAUCCCACAGAAGCCCAUGGUUGUGGAGUCCUUCUCCAACUACCCUCCCCUCGGUCGUUUCGCCGUGCGUGACAUGAGGCAGACAGUGGCUGUCGGUGUCAUCAAGUCUGUUAUCCCCAAGGAAGUGUCUGGAAAGACAACCAAGGCUGCAGAGAAGGCUCAGAAGGGCAAGAAAUGAAUGGCCGUUCAGGGAAUCCAUCAACAAGACGUGUGCUGGCAGCAGCGGGCAACAUCUUCCCUUACAUCUUCCUCCCACCCUGGAUCAUCCUCGCUGAGGCACAGCUCUAUACUCAAGGACUGGCUUAUGCUGAUUAAAACCCAUCGCAAGAGUUUUCGCAGGAAAAAGAACUCUAUGGCAUUGUCACUUACCUGAAUCACAUGACAGUGCCUCUUCUCAGUUGAGUUUAAGUUGGAAAUGAUUUAGAACUGUAUCUCAAUGUUAAAAUGCCACAUUUGAUUGGAAAGAAGCUGCUGGUAACUAAUAAAAUAUUGUCUCCGAAAAAAUUGAAA
Haplochromis burtoni (Burton's mouthbrooder) is the source of this 1391-nucleotide messenger RNA. Its product is annotated as elongation factor 1-alpha. Gene Ontology annotation, biological process: translation; translational elongation. Gene Ontology annotation, molecular function: translation elongation factor activity; GTPase activity; GTP binding. The record is from RefSeq and is a predicted model, not a curated record. Lineage: Eukaryota; Metazoa; Chordata; Actinopteri; Cichliformes; Cichlidae.